This is a messenger RNA of Selaginella moellendorffii, 924 nucleotides long. RefSeq lists its product as uncharacterized. Lineage: Eukaryota; Viridiplantae; Streptophyta; Lycopodiopsida; Selaginellales; Selaginellaceae. The transcript is spliced from 2 exons. The coding region runs from base 143 to 856 and encodes 237 amino acids. The record is from RefSeq and is a predicted model, not a curated record.
GCGACAGGAUCGCGUUGCCGCUCUCAAGAAUGCGUUAUAAACCCUAGUGGCGGCACUCGAGUACAAGGCGCAGCACCGCGAUGAUCUCGACUGGGAGGCCUUCAACAAGCGCCCAGAGCUUACACUCGGCACCAACUGGAGCAUGGACAAAUUUGACAGGUAUUGCGAGCGCUACAAGCUCUUCUCCAAGUGUAUCUUCCGCCACGGCCGGGUCAUCGUGGUGGACGCUGGGUACACCAAUCUGAGGUAUGCCAUAGUCAUGUCACAGGUUAGCAUUGCGCUCCAGCCGGCCGUUGGCAUCCCCUGGCCAUUCCAGCCCAAGGGAUCCAACCGAGUGGUGAGAUACUUGUCCCUGGGUGCCAGCCAUCGAUCUGUGAUUCCAGGGCCGCCCCGGAUCUUUGUGAGCGUCGGAGAGUACCAGACCUUGCCGGAGCUUCUCUCGUAUGUGGACUCUUACAUCCAGGAGCCAGGCUCAAAGCUCCAGUACCUCUUGGUGCUGAAGUUCUUCCCCGGGGCGGGCAACCGGAUGGUGGCCGUGGUCUACGAGAUCGUCGGCAGUGGUGGCGGCGAGGGUGGUGCCAUGGUUACAAGUGCUAGCGCUGUGUCCUUUGGAGAUGAGGCGCUGUUCCCGGAGACUCUGGCUUUCCUGGCGGAGCGGGAGAUCCCAGUGACUGGUGUGGGACUCGGUGGAGAGAGGUGUGACAGAAUUGGCAUCCCGAGUUACCAGAUUAAACUUGCCACUGCGAAAGUUCUUGAGGGAGGAGACCUUGAGCUUCCAGAGAUCCGGGACAAGGGAGACAACCUGAUAUUGGAUCUCUACAGUAUCCAGGCUGCAUACGGAUGCCGUUGUCUGUGAAACUGGUUCUUCGUCUAGUUUUGGUUUGGCUUGCUAGCUUUCCUUGAAAUGAAAUUGAGAAAGGAAUA